This is a messenger RNA of Salvelinus fontinalis (brook trout), 2079 nucleotides long. Its product is annotated as trans-1,2-dihydrobenzene-1,2-diol dehydrogenase-like. NCBI's taxonomy places the organism in Eukaryota, Metazoa, Chordata, Actinopteri, Salmoniformes, Salmonidae. The coding region runs from base 776 to 1780 and encodes 334 amino acids. The transcript is spliced from 7 exons. The record is from RefSeq and is a predicted model, not a curated record. Gene Ontology annotation, molecular function: nucleotide binding.
UUUCCAUAGUCAUCCUAGCUCAGUGUAUUGACCAGCAGCUAAACAACUGUGCUUGGCUGUACUGUGUGUUCCUAUGGGAGCUUGUGAACACUGCAUAGCCUACUUGUUCACCCCAGUGGUCCCUGUGUGGCUCCAGUUUAACCAUUGGCCUGUGUGCUGCUGUCAAGCCCUUGCAGGCGAAUCAAUACCUAAUCACAGCCCCCUACCUCCUUCCUAAUAGCUCCAGCUUCCCCGGGUUGACCUGCAGCGUUCUGGGACAGUGAUUAUGUGAGGGCAAAGUGAGUAUGUCUCUACACAUUAAACCGUUCAGUUCCCCAUAAUGCUAAUGUUGCUGGAGCAUUCCAUUGAACUGUUCUGUUACAGAUUGUCAGAGACAACCGGUACAAACCGCUUUGGCCUGGUUGUAAGAGACUUGUAUCAGCAGCAGCAUUACAUGACUGUAUGAACCUGUGGUGGUGCUCUGAGGGUUGUGUGUGUGUGCGUGUGUGUGUGCUCAUAUGUGUGUGUGUGUGUAUGCUUACGCAUAUGUAUGAGUGUGUGUGUGAUACACCCGCCUCUUGAGGGGCAGCAGAGUGGAGAGCUGACAUUCCCAGCCUCUCCAGCAUAUAAAUGCAGCAGCAGCUCUUCAGGGUGAAGCUACCAGCUCUGUGGACACGCUGUGGAGCUCCACUACAUCUGACUACCCAGCACUCCACAAGGUCACAACUGCUCUCCCCAGCUCUGACCCAAGGCCCAGGCACAGCCCCUCUUACCUGCCAACUACCAUCUGUUCAACAUGGCGACCCGGUGGGGACUCUGCGGUGCGGGGAAGAUCAGCCACGAUUUCAGUGUGGCCAUGAAAACCCUCCCUCCUGGAGACCACCAGAUAGUGGCAGUGGCUGCGAGGAGUCUGGAGCGUGCCCGGGAGUUUGCCAAGAAGCACAGCAUCCCCAAGGCCUAUGGGAGCUAUGAAGAGCUGGCCAACGACCCAGAGAUUGACAUGGUGUACCUGGGCGUGCUGCACACGGAGCACUGGCGCCUGGGCCUGCUGGUACUCCACGCAGGGAAGAACAUGCUGUGUGAGAAGCCCUUCGCUAUGAACUCCAGGGAGGUGGGGGACCUCAUUGCUGCCUCCAAGAAGUCCAACGUUUUUCUCAUGGAGGCCAUCUGGUCCCGUUGUUUCCCACUGCACAGGGAGGUUCGCAGGCUGCUGGCUGAGGACGCCAUCGGCGACAUAAAGCUGGUGAAGGCCUCUUUUGGCUCCCCUCAGCUUCACAUCCCUCGCUCGGUGGAGAAGGAGCUGGGAGGAGGCGCUCUGCUGGACAUUGGGGUCUACACCUUGCAGUUUGUGCUGAUGGUGUUCAACGGGGAGAGGCCAGAGUCCAUCCAUGCCACUGGAGUUCUUCUUAACUCAGGAGUGGAUGAGUCCAUGGUGGUGGUGAUGAAGUUUCCCAGGAACAGGCUGGCUUGCUGUUUCUUCUCCAUCGCUGUUACACUGCCUAACGACGCCACCAUCAGCGGAACAAAGGGCACCAUCAGGGUUCUAGGUCCCAUGCAUUGUCCCACCACACUGGAGGUGAAUGGGAAGACGACACAGUACCCCCUGCCUGAGCCCUCCUUACCUCUGAACUUCACUAACAGCACUGGACUGCGCUACGAGGCUGAGGAAGUCAGGCAGUGCCUGCUCAAAGGACUGAAGGAGAGCCCCAGAAUGCCCCUGUCUGAGUCGGCCCUGCUCACUGAGGUUAUGGAUGAGUGCAGGAAACAAGUGGGAGUGGUCUUCAACCAGGACCGCCAAUAACCACCCCUCACUCGCCACUCGACCAUGGUCCAUCUGACCUGUGCCACAGGGCCUGGACAUGGACAGAGCUGUUUGAGGCAGGAGGGAGGGAUUAAUCCCUGAGUGUAUAUGACUUAGCCCUAAACAGCUUGCACCUGAUGAGAGACACAUUUGAACACGAUGACGAUAAAGACAAGGAAGCCUGAGUUGAUUAGUAGGCUACUGUGAGCUGCUAAGACUGACAGGUUAAAUUAAGAGUACCAAAGUCUGUCACAGUGAAGUGUAUGAUUGAUGGGUUCAAUAAAGGACACUGAUUGUCA